Molecule: messenger RNA, 4672 nt
Organism: Sceloporus undulatus (fence lizard)
Lineage: Eukaryota; Metazoa; Chordata; Lepidosauria; Squamata; Phrynosomatidae
Gene: PIP5K1A
Product: phosphatidylinositol-4-phosphate 5-kinase type 1 alpha
Exons: 17
Coding region: 348-2072 (574 amino acids)
Biological process (GO): phosphatidylinositol metabolic process
Molecular function (GO): phosphatidylinositol kinase activity
Source: RefSeq, a predicted model, not a curated record
CCCGCGUCCCGUUCUCACAAACAAGGCGGCUGAACCAUUUCGGACGGGGUUCCAUAGCCACGCCCCCCUCCGCUGCAACCAAGUGGUUCGCCCCUAAGCCAAUUGGGCGCGUCCAUUCGCAAAAGCGGGGGAGGAGCCGGAGGAGGAGGAGGCGUGGCCACCCCUCCAAGUGCGCGGGUGGUACGUCCCGCCUCCGCUUCUUGGAAGCCUUUCGGGCGAAACCAACUGGAGAAAAAGGGGGGACUGAGAAGAAGAAGAGAUCAAUUUUUUUUUGGUUUGUUUUAAAGAGGAGGGGAAAAAUUAAAGAUUAAAAAUAAAGAAGGCGGAGAGAAAGGAGGAAGGCUAAGAUGGCGUCGGCGGGGCCUGAGUCUGAGUCAGGGGCACCAGGAACAGCGACCUUUAAAAAACCACUCGAGGUGGCAGGCUCCUCUGGGUAUUCCUCACAGACCAUCAGGAAGGGACACCGAGGGGUGGAUUCUACUGGCGAAACCACAUACAAAAAGACCACUUCUUCAGCUCUCAAAGGUGCCAUCCAACUCGGGAUCACCCACACCGUGGGCAGCCUGAGUACCAAGCCCGAGCGAGAUGUCCUCAUGCAAGAUUUCUAUGUAGUUGAAAGCAUCUUCUUCCCCAGCGAAGGCAGCAACCUAACCCCAGCCCACCACUACAAUGACUUCCGCUUCAAGACGUACGCCCCUGUCGCCUUCCGCUAUUUCCGUGAGCUCUUUGGGAUCCGGCCGGAUGACUACCUGUGUUCCCUUUGCAGCGAGCCCCUCAUUGAGCUGUCGAACUCUGGGGCCAGCGGCUCCAUCUUCUACGUCUCCAGUGACGAUGAGUUCAUCAUCAAAACAGUUCAGCACAAGGAGGCUGAGUUCUUGCAGAAGCUGCUGCCAGGCUACUACAUGAACUUGAACCAAAACCCCCGGACGCUGCUGCCCAAAUUCUAUGGCCUCUACUGUGUUCAGGCCGGGGGCAAGAACAUCCGGAUUGUGGUGAUGAACAACCUGCUGCCCCGCUCAGUCCGCAUGCACCAGAAAUACGACCUGAAGGGCUCGACCUACAAGCGCCGGGCCUCUCAGAAGGAGCGUGAUAAAGUCUUCCCCACCUUCAAGGACCUGGACUUCAUGCAAGAUGUCUCUGAGGGGCUUUUCCUGGAUGCUGACAUGUACACUGCCCUCUGCAAGACCCUGCAAAGGGACUGUUUGGUCUUGCAAAGCUUCAAAAUCAUGGAUUAUAGUUUAUUGGUGGCAGUCCACAACUUGGACCUGGCUCAGCGGGAGCGGGCUGUAGUGGACGGGGCGGCACAAGCGGACACACGCCGGCCAGCAGCCCAGAAGGCCUUGUACUCCACGGCCAUGGAGUCCAUCCAAGGCGAGGCCAGGCGAGGCGGCACCAUUGAAACCGACGACCAGAUGGGAGGGAUCCCUGCACGGAACGCCAGGGGAGAGAGGCUUCUGAUCUAUGUGGGGAUCAUCGACGUCCUGCAGUCUUACAGGUUCCUUAAGAAGCUGGAGCAUUCAUGGAAAGCGCUUGUUCAUGAUGGGGACACGGUGUCGGUCCACAGGCCCAGCUUCUAUGCAGAAAGGUUUCAGCGCUUCAUGUGCAACGUGGUGUUCAAGAAGAUCCCUUUAAAAUCUUCUCCUUCGAAAAAAAGCCGGUCGGGCGCAGCACCCCCUCGGCGACCAGGCCAGGCCGGACCCCCUUCGCAGGCGCAAGCCCUGUGCGAAUCCAAAGUGCAGUUCACGAUGGAGGCAGAGGUCGAACCAGGUUCCCAGCUGGGCCGCCCCGACCUUCUCCCCCGGACUCCACCUGUUGAGGAAGCCAACAGUGACUCUGCUGCCACCACUUUGUCCAACUCCUCUCUAGGGAGCCGAGGCCACAAUUCACCUGCCAACAGGUCUCAGGGAGAGAUAGUUCCAGAACCGUUUCCGACCAUGACGGCCCUUAGCGCCUGCACCGCUAGGUCAGAGAGAGAAGAAUUUCUCAGUUCAGACAACUUAUCUGCGGAGGUAGCUAGCUCAGCAUGCUUUCAAUGCUUCUCCAGGACCCUCCGCGCCAGGAAGGCCGUCUGAGCUGACGGAGCACUUCGAAGAGUUGCCAGAGACAGAGAUCAGCUUUUGAAAGACCCAGGGGAACGGUUCCUUUCUCCCCCUCCUUUUUUUACACACAAGCGGAAGACUUUCUCUGCGCUUCGCCCGGUUGGAGGGCUGGCGAAUCUCCCGCUGGUUCCCCGCUAGACCACCGAUAUCUUGGGACUCUUCCUAGUUGGUUUGGGGUCUGAACGGACCAGAAGGCUCAGCUGCGUCACGCAUGGAUAUGUUGAAACCUCCUCGACCCAGGUACCCCCCAACUUGGGUGAAGGGACGCUCGCCCCCCGAGCGCGGCGGGGGUCCGAGAGACCACGAUUUGAGAAGGGGCUGGCGUUCUUCCGUAUGGCCAGAAACCCGAAACGGAGGCGGCGCAUUCGAACGGAGCUCCUUUGGACACCGCAAACCGCCUCUCCUCUUUCCAAGAGGAGUGGAAUUAGCACCGGGGGAUUGUGUGUGUGUGUGUUGGUGUUGCAAAAUAUGAACAAUAUCUUUUGUAUUGUGGUUUAAACUGGGUUCCCUCCCUUCCCAGGUUGCCAUAUCAGGGUGGUUGCUUGUUUUAAGUUUUAGGCCAAGAUUUUGAAUCGACGCAACUAAGAGUCUAAGGAGGAGAUGGGGUUUUUUUCGGUCUCCUUUUUGAAGGGGAGCCGUACGGAAAGGUUUUUGGGGUGGAAGGAAGCUGCACCGUUUCCCAUCUUGAAUUAAAACCAAAACCAGGGGCUGCUCCUCGCCUUCAGAAGCUGUUACAAGGAAAGGGGGUCUCCUCUUUGGUCCCUUUAUAUCCCCAAAUUUUUGGUGGUGGUUUUAAACCGCUGUGCAUCUGCUCCGAAGCUGCCAAGAACAGCAAGCCUUUAGGGUUUUACACAUGGACCAAACUUUUCCCUUCCUUCCCCUUCGUAAGCGAGGAAGGCUAUUCCCAUUUUCGCAGUAUUAAAGCCCUUUAAAGGGCUCAGAUGUUUCCUUUUUUUAAAAUAAUAAUCUAAAUUCACUGGUUUCUGUUGGGAUUUUUAAAUAUAGAUAUAUAUCUAUAUUGCUCAGAUCCUUUGAGUCUUUCCAAUGCUUUUCAUUAUCUCGAAAUGGCCAGCUCUUUGCUUCCUCUCUCCUUUUCAAUCUAGUUUGGAUUCCCCCCCCCCUUUUAAAACCAUUUCACUGGUUUAUUUGUUUAAAGAUCGCCAACCGUUUGGACGGCGUUUGGGAGAUGACCGUCAUCGGUGCCGCUUUUAUCUCCCUGCGUUCAAAGGAUGUGCAUCGUGCCGAUAACGUUUUUUAAAAAUAGGAAAAUAUAUAGUCUACUUUUUUAGGAAAAAGGAGAUAAACUAUAGCCUUUCCUCCCCAACAAUAGUUUUAUAUCUUCUUUUGGUCUACAAAGACGAGGUGCAAAGUGCUAGUAAAGAGGCAGGGUCUUUUUCCCCCCUUUUAGCUUUUUAUGUCCAGCUGAGACUAAACUGCCUCUCUCCAAACUUGAAGCGAAAGAAAAGGAUGUUUCGUUGGGGGGGUCUUUGCAUUUGUUCAGAGAACGUCAGAAGGUGAAAUCGCCAUCCCUCGCCUUCUCGGAGUCUUAUCCUAGGGCCGGCGUCGCUUGCGAUCGCCAAAAGCUGUUUUAAACCGGCAUCCGAAGACGCUGCUCCGAUCCAAACCUGGGCGCCAAGUCUCCGUUGCAAACCAAACCUCGGUGCCGAAAACGGGGCGUGCCGGGGGUUUCUCCUCAAAGCAGGGUUUAAGAAAUCAGGGACAAUGUCGGGGAUGCCCCAGGCAUUCAUAGUUUGUUCUAUUUUUGUAGUUUAAAAGGUUAGCGCAAUGUUGCGGAGGGUAGACAACGCACGCAAUGCAACGCAGGAAGGGACUUGGUUCUCUUCCGGUGACUUUUUCAACAUCAGGCUCACAAUUUGGAGGUCUUUUCCUGACUUUAAAACACAGCCUUUCCUCUUCUCUCCCAGUUCUUCCCAUCCUCUGAGUUAUAUUUAAGUAACUUGUCUAUAUUAGACACCCUUCGGUGAACGUCCCCCACAAUUCUCUAUUUUUGUCCCGCGGGAAGGAAAAGGACGCAAGUGCGUCAGUUGGGCUUUUGUCGUUAUAUAAUAAUAAUUAUUAUUAUUUUUCACAAUGUUAACUAUUUAUGAAGUUGUAUUUAAGGAUUAGCUCUUUUAAGGGGCGGACUUCUCUUUCUAUAGCGCAUCAUUAUAGGCCUUGCUUCGGAAAGGAUUUGAAGGAAACAGCAAGCGGAGAUGGUUUUAUUUUUGGAAGAAGAAGAAGAAGGAGAGAAAAAAGACUGGCGCUGAGUUGUGUAGUUUCUAGUCGCGAAAGGAGUAGCGGGACGCAGAAACAGGAAUCGGAAACAUCGGGCGGAGGCGCUGGGAGUGCGCAAAACAUCUCUCCAUCUCGGCCGCGUCGUGUUGUGGGUUUUUGUCGCUUGGUCGCCUGUGCCGCUGCCGCUUCUUUCUUUUUCCACGGACGCUGGGUUCUGCCCCCACUUCGCCCAUCGCUUCCCAAGAAAACGCGCGUGGACGGUUUUCUGGCCUCGUCGCCCGACGUGCACCGUGCAUUACGCGACUCCGUUGAAUAAAGUUCUCUUUGGUUCUUUUUCU